This is a messenger RNA of Eremomyces bilateralis CBS 781.70, 450 nucleotides long. RefSeq lists its product as uncharacterized. Gene Ontology annotation, cellular component: membrane. Bases 1 to 450 code for a protein of 149 amino acids. The transcript has a single exon. Lineage: Eukaryota; Fungi; Ascomycota; Dothideomycetes; Eremomycetales; Eremomycetaceae. The record is from RefSeq and is a predicted model, not a curated record.
AUGUCGUUCUUCACCCCUCCCUUGGCCGUGUUGCUCUCCGGCGGAUCUGGAUUGCAGGUGUUCCUCAACCUGAUGCUCACGAUUCUCACCUUUGGCAUUGGAGGCGUGGUUCAUGCCUUGGUGUACAUCACAAGGUCGAAGACGAGCAUUUUCUCCUCAAACUCCAUGAUACGACCCGGCCUUACCAUCACCCAGACCACCUACAUUCCGGGACCUCCUCUGCCGAACGGGCAGCAAUUCACCGUGAUAAAGACUCCUACUGGAACCAAAGCAGUUCCACUGUCUACCCCGAAGCCGCCCCAUAAUAACGUGUCUGGACACACCAAUGCUCCGAGGACCGGGUUGCAGCAGUACAACUCGCAGCAAACCCGUCAAGCUCCAACCACCCUACCCCCAACUUUGGAACAUGUACCAAGAGAUUCGAGGCGUCUCGCCUCAGCUCCGCAUUAA